Alternaria incomplexa is the source of this 666-nucleotide messenger RNA. RefSeq lists its product as uncharacterized. Gene Ontology annotation, molecular function: protein binding. Bases 1 to 666 code for a protein of 221 amino acids. Lineage: Eukaryota; Fungi; Ascomycota; Dothideomycetes; Pleosporales; Pleosporaceae. The transcript has a single exon. The record is from RefSeq and is a predicted model, not a curated record.
AUGGCGCUUCCAGCACCAACCAUCGAUCUCCUCCUCAACCUCAUCGACACGCGCCCGCAGUCCAUCCUCUCCUCGCUCGAGCAGCACCCACACCUGGCCUCUGCCCGCGAUGCACACGGCUACUCGCUAGUCCACGCCGCAGCCUCGUACAACCAACUCGCCGUGCUGCGCGACCUGGUCCAAAAAUACAAUGCCGACGUCAACAUCACCGACGAAGACGGCGAGACUCCCCUCUUCGCGACCGAAAAGACCGAAGUAGCGAAGUGCCUUGUUGAGGAACUAGGCGCCGACACAAAGAUACAGAACCAAGAGGGCCAGACAGCAGAGGACAAGAUUGGCGAAGAGGAGGGCGAGACACACGAAGUGUACCAGUACCUCAGGAGUCUACGCACCGGCGAUGAACCUGCUGCACCGGGCGUCAUAGAGACUGAGGGUGUUCACCCACCGCCCCCGCUGCCCGAUGGUGUUAAGGUGAAUGUUGGCACCAUGGAAGAAGACGCUGUCGAUGCGCCGGAUCCUGAGAUACGGAGGCGCAUUGAGGAGCUCGCGGCGCGGGAAGACUAUGAUUCUGAAGAGGUGCAGGCGCAGUUGAGGGAGCUGGUGCAGGAUGUUGUUGGGGGCAUGGGUGCUGAUGGUGACAGGAGUGUUAGGCGGAGGGUGGAUUGA